ACAGAGUAUUCUGUGCGUGCGUCCUGUAAUUUAUAUACGGGUCUUCACUAUACAUUGAGAUUGAUUCACAUCUUAUUUAUAUCUGUGUGUAUGUAUUUGCAAAUUUUUGACAAAUGCAGUUCUGUGCAUUGUAAUAAAUGAAAAAGAAGUAAUUAUUCACUGUCGGUUUAUAAAAGGUUUCUUUACACUUUAAAUUUAAAAGCAUUCGUUUCGAUAUUCGUUCGAUUAAAAUAUUAUCAACAUUCUAAAAUAAAAAAAGUGAAAAUAAACAGAAAAAAGUUUGAAAGCUUCAAAUUUAAUUACAUAAGUAUAUUUCAAAUUAUUUUCUGGACUGUUGAAUAUAUAUGAAUAUGUAUAUAUUAUAUCUUAAAAAUAAUAUCUUUGCAAUAUACUGCUAAUUUUAUUUUCUUAAGCGCAUUAGAGCAAAGUCCAAUUAGUGCGUUUAAGUACGAUCAAAAAUCUAUUUACACAUGUAUGUGUAAACUAUACAUACAUACGUACAUAUUGUCUGAUUUAAAUGCGCCAGUUCUUAUAUAGUACAAACAUAUUUACAUACAUAAGUAUACAUAAAUUGUAUUUUUCUUGAAUGCUUAUAUUAAAAUUUUUAUCUGCUCCUGAUGGUAAAGGCAUGAUAUGAGCUUUUGUUUAAAUAGUUAAAUUCAUUGUAGAGUAAUAUUUUGGUGAAGAAACAAAUCAAAUGUAAAUGCACACAUGCCAGAUAUUUGUAAAUAGAUACACAUACAACUGUAUGUAUGUAUGUACAAUUUAGGUUCAACGUAAAUUGUUUAUGCAUUUUAUAUUAUACCGAUCAUAGUUUUUGGUCAGAGGAUCCGAAAUGGCUUCUUCAAUACAAUGCGUUACAGGCGCUACCCGUGUUUUGCGUUUACUGUCUGUAGCGUCAAAUUUAAAUAAAACAAACUGUUGCAAUGCAAAAAAAUCAAUAAAUGCCACCAUUGCAUUCCCCCUGCAAGCAGAAGGAAGUACAACGACAUCAAAACCACUUGCAUUUGGCUUUAUUUCCAAUGUUCCUAACUUUGGGCAUUCCACCAUUUUAACAAGCCGAUUGAUUACCGGUUCGAAAACAAAUUACCGACACUUUUCAAGUCUACAGAAGGCAAACUCGAGUUACAAGUCUACUAUGUUCACUGAUCAAACGAUGGUGCCUUGGAAUUGUCGUUACCUUUCAUCUAAAGAGGUUACAAAAAAUAUGACCUUGUUCACUAAUGAACCGUUUAAGGGUGAAGUGGAUCCAAAGACUUUGGAAAUCAAGGAGCCUUCUGGGAAUCCACUUGUUUUAAUGAUGGCGUGGCUAAUGGCUAAGCAAAAACAUUUGAAGAAAUAUGCUCAAAUUUACACUGAAAUGGGAUUCGAUGUUAUGAUCGUACAUGUGACGCCAUGGCAACUUCUUUGGCCCGUUAAAGGAACACAAGUUGUGGCUGCAGAUACCCUUAAAUUCUUGGAUAAUAAUGGAUCAUAUACGCCAAUUGUUGUUCAUGGCUUUUCUGUGGGGGCGUAUCAACUCGGAGAAGUGAUGUUACAGAUGUCCCGUAAUAAAGAGCGGUAUGCAGGUAUAUUAGACAGAAUUGUUUGUCAAAUUUGGGAUAGCGCUGCCGAUAUUACUGAAAUCCCUGUUGGAGUGCCAAAGUCGCUUUUUCCUAAAAAUCCACGAAUGCAAAGUGCUUUGCGUAAUUACAUCCUUUACCAUAUGAAAACAUUCCAUAAUCAAGCUACUAUCCAUUAUAUGCGAUCCAGUCAAAUGUUUCACUCUACUUUAAUUAAACAACCAGCUUUGUUUUUUGUAUCACAAAAUGAUAGUAUUGGACCACCAUCGUCGAAUCACGCAGUACGUGAAAAUUGGGAGCGUGCUAAUAUAAAAUGUACUUUUAAGUGUUGGGAGCAUUCACAACAUGCAGCACAUUUUAUGAGGCAUCGUGAGGAAUACUUAGGCUGCCUAUUAAAACACCUUGAGACUUCUGGUGCAAUCGACAGUAUCGGCUUAAAAACACGUGCAAAAUUAUAAUUACAAAAUACAAUACAAAAAAAUUAAAUUAACGAAUUUAAAACAAUAAAAAUCAAGAUUAAACUUGGAUAAGGACCAACGUUCAUUGUUCGUGGAAGUAAUUUAAAACUUGUUUGACAUCUUUGAAGCUCUAAGUGCAACCCUCAAUUUUUGUCUGCACAUCAGCAGAGUAUCAGCAACUAAGUGUCAAAUAAGCAACAGAGCCUCGAACGCAUGCUAUGCAUUUUACUUGCAUAUAUUCGGCACCAAAUCAAAGUUGAUAUGUUGAGGGGCAGUUAAAUCCUGCACUAAGUAGAUAUCCGAGGCAUUUUUUCUUAUUAUUUUUAAUUUUAAAAGUAGUAAGCUUUAAAAGCAUAAAAAUAAUAUAUAAAUCUAAUAUCUUAAAAAUAAAAUAUUAAAUUCUAAAAUUACAUUUAAAUCGCAUGCAAUUAAUGCCCUGAACAUAAACAAGGGUAAAAACAAUUAUAUAUAUCAAAUUUGUAUGCGUACAUAGAGCGAAUGAUCAAUGCAAUUGGGGUAUACAAAAUCACUAAUAAAUUCUGUAAAGACAUGUAUUUGAGUGUAUGUAUUAAUAAAGAAAUAUAGUACACAUGUUCAUAAGUCGCA
Molecule: messenger RNA, 2626 nt
Organism: Bactrocera oleae (olive fruit fly)
Lineage: Eukaryota; Metazoa; Arthropoda; Insecta; Diptera; Tephritidae
Source: RefSeq, a predicted model, not a curated record